Molecule: messenger RNA, 330 nt
Organism: Patella vulgata (common limpet)
Lineage: Eukaryota; Metazoa; Mollusca; Gastropoda; Patellidae
Product: T-box transcription factor mls-1-like
Exons: 2
Coding region: 1-330 (109 amino acids)
Biological process (GO): positive regulation of DNA-templated transcription; cell fate specification; regulation of transcription by RNA polymerase II
Cellular component (GO): nucleus
Molecular function (GO): RNA polymerase II cis-regulatory region sequence-specific DNA binding; DNA-binding transcription factor activity, RNA polymerase II-specific
Source: RefSeq, a predicted model, not a curated record
AUGGAACCAAAUCCGCCAGUUAUUCAUCAUGACUCGCCUAAUAUUGGUGCCUUUUGGAUGAGAAAAGUGUCGUUUGCCAAAGUUAAACUAACCAACUACAAAGAUUCAAAUGAAGGCUCGAUUGUUUUACAUUCCAUGCAUAAAUACAUGGCAAAGAUAAUAAUAGAACCAGCUGGUGCCGAUGGCAAAGGUUUAGGCGAUAGGAUAGUUAUACCUUUUGAUGAAACUGAAUUUUUUGCGGUAACAGCCUACCAAAAUGAGACGAUUAUACAACUUAAGAUUCACAAUAAUCCAUUUGCAAAAGCAUUCAGGUAUCCUCGAAUAUCGUAA